AAUUAAAUGAAUACGUGUGGAUAAACAUUGGUUAAGACAUUUAUGUUGAUUUAUUUGAGGCGCAAUUAUAGUAAAACAUUUCAAAUUAUUUUUCGCUUGAUAGAUCCGUCGAAAUUCAAAACUUCAAUGACACGUUACGUCAUGGCUUCUGUCAUGUGUCAGGUGUUGUUUUUUUAACCGUAUAUUAAUUACAUUUCAAACGAUACAAACACAUAAUGGCGAAGAUUUUAGCGUUAGUGAGACUGAUUAUGUGAUAUCGUCAAUUCAUAGUUAGUGUCUUCCUACUUACGAAGAAUUUGUGAUCGAUAGAUAUGGAAUUUGCGGAACUCAUAGCAACACCAAAAUUGGAUGGGGUUAUUCUACACAGUCCAUUCCACGAACCCAUUGAUGGGACUUUGUGUGUGACAGGUCACCACUUGAUUCUUUCAUCGCGAAAAGAAGAUGUUCAAGAGUUAUGGCUUCUACACCAAUGUAUUGAUUCAGUUGAGAAAAAACAAAACAGUAACAAUUCCAAUCAAAACGGGGGCUCCAUCAUCCUCAAAUGUAAAGAUUUCAGAAUCCUCCAAUUGGAUAUUUCAAACACUGAAGAACUGUUGAAUGUUUACGCUUCAAUUGAUAGAUUAUCAAACUUAGAUAGGCCUGAAUCUCUCUAUCCGUUUUUUUAUCGCCCCAUGUACAACAUCCUAGAAGACGGUCACACUUUAUUUAAAUUGGAAAUCGAAUACGCGAAAUUGUUAGCAAGUGAAGAAUGGAGAAUUUCACAUAUCAAUAAAAAUUACACUGUGUGUCCCACAUACAGUGCCAGUGUAAUUGUACCAAAAUCAAUUGAUGAUGAUGUUAUUGUGGCCUCAGCGAGUUUCCGAGAUGGGGGGCGGUUUCCAUUGUUGAGUUAUCGUCAUGAUAACGGGGCGAUUUUGCUAAGAAGUAGUCAACCGUUGUUGACUAACAAUAACAGGAGGAGUAGAGCUGAUGAAAAAAUUUUAAAUGUGAUUUUGGGAAGCGGGAAAAAAGGAUACAUUAUUGACACGAGGAGUACGAAUUAUGUCAGUCAUUGUAAAGGAAAAGGGGGCGGUACUGAACCUGAUGCACAUUACACACAAUGGAAAAGAGUACACAAACCGCUGGAUAAAAUUGCCAAAUGUGAUGGAACUCUCUUAGAUAGUUUAGCCAAACUUCUAGACGCGUGUAAUGAUACGAAUUGCUCAUUUGACAAAUGGAUGUCUCGCCUUGAGAGCAGCAAUUGGUUGAGUUAUGUGCAGAACUCGCUCAACGCUGCUUGUCUUGUGGCUCAAUGUCUUGACCAAGAUGGGGCUUCGGUUCUAGUCCAUGGCACAAGUGGCCUUGAUUCAACCCUGCUGGUGACAUCCGUAGCUCAAGUGAUUUUAAAUCCCGACUGUCGUACAGUUAGAGGACUUCAAGCUCUGGUUGAGCGCGAGUGGUUACAAGCCGGCCACCCCUUCCAUUUGAGACACACCAAAAGCUGUUAUUCUAAUAGUAGAACGAAAAGCCAGCAACCAACAUUCCUUUUAUUUAUCGAUUGUAUUCAACAGUUGUAUUAUCAGUUUCCUUCCAGUUUUGAGUUUACAACCCAGAUGUUGGUUUUAUUGUUUGAACAUUCAUACUUUAGCCAAUUUGGUACUUUUCUUGGUAAUAAUGAAGCAGAAAGACAGGCUAUGAAGAUAUCGAAGAAAACCACAAGUUUGUGGUCGUAUUUGAAUAGGCCUGAUGUUUUAACAUCAUUACUGAAUCCAAUGUAUGAACCGAAUAAAACAGCAAUUUGGCCUAGUGUGGCCCCAGUCAGUAUAGUUUUGUGGUCGGGUUUGUACCUCAGAUGGGUCAUAAAUCAAAGUGAUUACAAGAAAAGUUUAACAAAAAUACAAAACCUCAUCGAUUAUGAUAAAAAUUUAAAGAGUAAAGCACUGAAAUUAAGGAAGGAAUUAAUGGAUCUCCAGAAAGAGUACGAAAAGUUGAAAGUUGACUUGGGAGAGAAUAAUAACCCCGAUUCUGAUAGCGGAUAGUUGUUGAUAGACUAUGGAUUGCUAAACUGUCUAGUCACUAUUAAGUUAUAUUUUAUAUAAAACGGAAACAGUUAUUAGAAAUUGAAAUUGAAGAAACUUUUCCAUGACGUGAUUCCAGUUUUUUAAGAAUUAUCAAGAUAAAUCAAUAUUUUUUUAAUAUUGUGUUCACAUUUAAUUUCUACAAUGUACAAAUAAAUAUUUAUGCACUUAAAUGUAUUUAGUUAUUUUUAAUCUUAUAUUUCCUUCGCUUUUUCUUGCCUCACAAUUUAAUCAUUUGUGAAAUAUAAGGUUGAAAUCGCAUUCAAUUUAGAAUGAAUCAAAUAUUGUACCAUUAUAUUUUUUAUAUUUAUUUCGAACGAAAAUAUGUACGGAAGGUAACAUCAAAUAAAUAAUGAGUAAUUACCCAACGA
Tribolium madens (black flour beetle) is the source of this 2428-nucleotide messenger RNA. RefSeq names its product myotubularin-related protein 9. The record is from RefSeq and is a predicted model, not a curated record. Gene Ontology annotation, biological process: negative regulation of autophagy. The transcript is spliced from 5 exons. Bases 312 to 2018 code for a protein of 568 amino acids. Lineage: Eukaryota; Metazoa; Arthropoda; Insecta; Coleoptera; Tenebrionidae.